Messenger RNA from Naumovozyma castellii, 702 nucleotides. RefSeq lists its product as uncharacterized. The coding region runs from base 1 to 702 and encodes 233 amino acids. The transcript has a single exon. NCBI's taxonomy places the organism in Eukaryota, Fungi, Ascomycota, Saccharomycetes, Saccharomycetales, Saccharomycetaceae. The record is from RefSeq and is a predicted model, not a curated record.
AUGAUGACGAACGAAAGCAAAAAAAGUGAAAUAGCUAGGAUAUCUCCGAGAAACUCUCAAAUUUUGAAGGAGAUAAUCCAUAUUCUUAAUAAUUCCCUGGGGAGGGCAUUAAGAGAAUUCAUCGACAUAAUUUACGAAUCAAUCUUGUAUGGGAAUACUACCGAUAAGGUGUUAAGGUCAGUUUUCCUUGACCAGUUGAAAUGUAUUGGGGAGGCGCUUAAUCAAUUGAGUGAUACUAAAGUGGUUGUUGGUGUUCUUGAAAAGACUAGAAGGAUUCAUUUGAAGUUGAUGGAUUUCUUGAAUAAAUUAAGUGAUGAAAUUAAUUCAUUUGAAGAUAUAAUAGUUAAACAUUUGAAAAAUUUUAGUCUUACUUUCCAAUCGUUUAAAUUAUUGAAUUCCAUUGUGGAAGACUUGAUUGAUGAUGCGUUGAUCUCUGGUAUAUCUGAUGACAAGAUCUUCCAGGUCAAGAAUAAUUUGAAAUUGAUAAAAAGGAUUAAAGAAUUUAUCAAGUUCAAUUCGGAUUGGUUAGAAGCUAUGAUGGUGGAGUCCAUAGCAUUUAAGGAAUACUUAAUCAUUGAAGUGAAAAUAUUUAAAAAUAAUAUCAAAAUGGGUGAACUCAUAAAGGAUAAAGAAUUUGUAGUCAGAAAUGAAGAUUUCCAAAAAUUCCUCACAAUAAGGAAAAGUAGACUUAAAAUUUUAUAA